AGAAUCCAAACGGGGGUAUCCAAUACAGGAUAAAAUUAGGCCAGCCAGGACAUGUAUUGCUGACAGAGCUGGGGUGGCCAAAAAAAGCCUGGCGUGCGAGCCAGCAGUGGAAGCACAAGGAAGGGAGGAAAGCAAGCAGGAUCGUCGCUGAAAUGGCCACCAAACUUGUGGAUCUGGUGUACUGGCGUAAAACGACAAAGACCGGUGUGGUGUUCACGGGGCUGGUGGUCAGUCUGGCCAGUCUGUUCCAGCUCAGCACCAUCACCGUGCUCUCCCACCUCUGUCUGGGUGUCAUGUGCGUCACCUUCACCCUCCGGCUUUACUAUAAACUCCUGGAGCUGCUGCGCUGGAACCCCGGGGUCCAUCCAUUCCAGUCGUAUCUGGAUCACGACAGCUCUCUGACAGAUAAGGACACGGUGAUGCUGGUGGAGGAGGUGGUGCUGCUCAUCGCAUUUGCCGUCACAGAGAUCAAACGGCUGCUUUUCAUCGAAAGCAUGAUCGACUCAAUUAAGUUUGUGGGGCUCCUGUAUCUGCUGUCCUAUGUCGGCGUCGUAACCAGCGGACUGACUCUGGUGAUAACUGCCGUGAUCGUCGCUUUCUCUCUUCCUCUGUUGUACAAGAAGCAGCAGAUGCGGAUACGGAGGAUGGUUAGAGCCGUCAAAGCUUUGGUGAAGAGGAUCACAGACCUGUGCCUCGGUCUGUACGCGUCAGUGAGGCCUUCUCCCGCAGCUGCACCGACACUUGCGUCCGCAACUGCCUUGAAACAGAAAGCCAAGUCAAAGUAAUUUGUUGGUAGCUUGUUGAAAGCACCCGGGAUUUGGAAUAUGUUGGAAUUGUACCUCCUGUGUUGGGCCGCUUCGAGGGGCAGCUCAUUUCCAUUUCUCCACCAUGAUGUUUGUUUAUGGGAGCAAGACUUAAUUGAUCCGGACAGCCGAAACAAAGCUGCCAUCCCCCCACGGAGGAGGAGUGGAAAUGUACGAGGAGACUUUUCUUUUUAGGAACCGAGAUGCUUUCUGUGGGAAUGCGUUUAAUAAAACUAGUUCACACAGUCA
Pseudoliparis swirei is the source of this 1052-nucleotide messenger RNA. It is a transcript of the gene rtn2b, whose product is annotated as reticulon 2b. Bases 153 to 785 code for a protein of 210 amino acids. Lineage: Eukaryota; Metazoa; Chordata; Actinopteri; Perciformes; Liparidae. The record is from RefSeq and is a predicted model, not a curated record. The transcript has 7 exons.